Molecule: messenger RNA, 1683 nt
Organism: Procambarus clarkii (red swamp crayfish)
Lineage: Eukaryota; Metazoa; Arthropoda; Malacostraca; Decapoda; Cambaridae
Source: RefSeq, a predicted model, not a curated record
GCUGGCGCCGCAAGCUCAGUCUAGCUCAGGCUCCCGCGCAGCUCACACACCCUCGCGCCUCCCUUGCUGACCACUGCACACCUCUACCGACCCUCUUGGCACACUUACCACCUUCAACCCGACUCAGCAACAACCUGAAAAUACUCUCCCUGCCUCCCUCUCGCCUCCACCAUCGAGCCAGUAACACACACGGUCUUAAUAUUCACUAAACGUUGACGAUAUACAGGGGGAAGGUCACUGCUCAGAGACUUCUAACGAUCACGAGACGGACACGCUUGAGCCCCUGAGGUUAUUAAUCUUCCUGGUGACCUGUCGAGCACACACAGGCACGCCAGCUCUUGGUGAAUGGUUCGGAGAUCUGUUGGUGCAGCUUAGGCGGUGUUUACCUCGUGCGGGCACCAGCGCAGUCACCAACGCAGUCACCAACUUGUAAACAAGUGUUCAACAAGCACUUAACGCGGUACCUUGCAAGUGCUCACAGCGGCCUGUGGGGAGAGACAUACAUAGCCUGUGUAAGUGCAGCUUGAGGUUUACCUGCACAGGUAUUCGCGAGGCCUCCAGUGCCCCGCUUUUUUUCUAUCUUAAGUGUUGCCCAUUCGUCGCCACAAUUAAUAUGGCGGCAGCACUAGUGGCCCGCGGGCCGGUCCGUUCGCGGUCCACUGAGAUCCUGUGUGCGGGCUCCUUCAGCAUCGUGGUGGACAGUGUGGACGGGGACGUGACGGGCGGCGCCGCUGACGACGAGGUCUUCGGGGAGGACGGCGGUGGGGGAGACACCGACGCCCGCAGCGACGUCUCCAACGCCUCCAGCCGCGGCUCCAGGACCUCCAUCACCAAGGAGGAGGCCGACGCCAAGCUCGCGCUCUUCAAGACGGAGGCGGCCGCAAGACUGUCGGAGUUGGAGCGACUGCUGGACGAGCACGACCAGAUCAUCCGAGAACUGAAGCGUUCAGAGAGUGACAGCGGGUGCAUCAACUACGCAGGGGUGACCUCUCCCCCUUCCUCAGCCUCCAAACUCAACAUGCUGCCCAUCACCGUGACCCCGCCCAUCACCUCCAGGACCGCCCCCACGUCCCCGCUCUGCUCUCAGCCCCGCUCCGCCCAGCACCACCCAACCUGGAAGAUCGACACUGAAGAUCUUGACUGAAGGAAUUUCUUUCUCUAGCGGAAGAGCAGAGGUUAUCUCACAGAAAGUCUGUAUGAUUCGGGGAGGGGGGAAGGUAUGGAUGGGGGGGGGGUGGUGGCGACCAGAGAUUCAAACGUUGGAAAGUUGUGUUUACCCUUGAAAUUGAUGAAGCAUGUGUGUGCAUGCGGCAUGAUGAUUGUUAUGAUAAAAAUUGGAAUUGAUUGAUAAAUGUAUUCAAAAUGUACUCAAAUAAAUUAUUCAAUCUCCAAAAUCUGCGGAGCAAAACAUUACAUAAAUAAGCUUUUCAAGAAUAAUGAAGAGCAAGUCAUUCAUCUUUAUAACUUGUUGAUUAGGCUGCAUAACUUGUUGAUUAGGCUGCAUAACUUGUUGAUUAGGCUGCAUAACAGCACUAUAAAGAGAGAGGAAUGUUGAGUUGCACACACGUACACAGCAUAGACGAGUUGAACACGUACACAUAAAGGAUGGAUGAGUUGCACCCUACACAGUGAGGAUGGUCAGGUGUAACAUGUUCACAGGGACGAGGGGAAGCAGGGGGACAC